CUGCAGUAUUUAAGUUUGCUCGUCGUAACUUCAGUCUGUGCAGCAGAGUUGACUCCACAAAAUAUUUCAACCUCAGGGUUUGGCUAUGAGUUGGUGCAAGAGCGGUUGGAUCAGCUACAAUUUAGCUUUUUAGAGCUUUUUGUCCACGUUAAGGAGCUGGGUGAAACCGUACUGAACAAUCAGCGCUCCUUGGAGGGAAAUCAGCAGCAAGUGAACCAGUUAAUGCACCACCACCAGAAGCAGCUGACCGACCGCGUUGACGACCUGCAGGUCGGCGUAUCGGCCAACGUUUCACUGGUGGCGGACUACUCAAAACAAAUUUUGAAUCUCCAAACCAUCUGCGCAAAUCAUGACAAGAUUCGGCAAGAACUUGAAAGAUUCAGGCCGAAUUCAACCCACGCUCUGAAAGUUGACUUUUCAAAUCCGGAAUCAAAAGAUGAUACAAAGAAAGCCAACAUCAAGUCAUGCAAGUCUGCAAACUCCAAAUCUUCCGGAAUCUUUAACCUGCUUCUGACGGACGACUCACCCCCAAUCCCCGUGUUCUGCGAGUUGCAACGCUUCGCAAUGAGCUUCGGCGGAGGUUGGCUCGUAAUCCAGCAGAGAUUCGACGGAUCGGUCAACUUUUACCGUGGUUGGUCCGACUAUCGGGACGGAUUCGGCGUGAUUGGGGAGGAGUUUUGGCUGGGACUGGAAGCAAUUCACCAAAUUACGAAACGUGGGACGUACGAGUUGAUGGUGGAGUUGGAGGACUUUUCGGGAAACUACAAGUACGCUCGCUAUACCGAGUUUCAGCUGGGUGGUGAAGCUGAGAAAUAUGCACUGAACAAGCUUGGAAGUUAUAGCGGAACGGCUGACGAUUCUCUGGCGUAUCACAAGGGAAUGAAGUUUUCGACGUUUGACAGUGACAAUGAUCCUCAUAGUUCGAAUUGUGCCAAGCAAUAUAAGGGAGCUUGGUGGUAUCAGGCGUGUCAUUUCAGUAAUCUCAACGGUGAACACCUCAAUCAGAAAAGUUCCGCAACCAUCAACUGGCAGAAAAGUACCAGUUGGACCGAAGCAGGAUUGAAGUAUACGAGAAUGAUGAUUCGGGAGAAAUAA
This is a messenger RNA of Culex quinquefasciatus (southern house mosquito), 1095 nucleotides long. RefSeq names its product microfibril-associated glycoprotein 4. The record is from RefSeq and is a predicted model, not a curated record. NCBI's taxonomy places the organism in Eukaryota, Metazoa, Arthropoda, Insecta, Diptera, Culicidae. Bases 223 to 1095 code for a protein of 290 amino acids. The transcript has 5 exons.